UAAUUUAACUGCCUAUUUUGAAGUGGCAUUUAUGUGUGACCAGCUGUAAUGAAAUACUUAAUAGUAUUUUUUAAAUAUCGAUUGUAUCGAUAAUACUAGACAAGUUGUGGCCACUUUAUCAAAGCAUGGCAACUCCAAAAAUCUCUUGAGACCAUCGACGUUAUUGCAUCUCUAAUUCGCUCUUUUAAAAACACACGCUUUUUGUAAACUUUAUAAAAACUACAAAUAAGCUGUGUUACUACGUGGUUUAACCACUCAGGAAUCCUUAGAACUGACGGCACAAGAGGCAGUACCAGUUGCGGCUCAAGCGCUGAUCUGCGGGUAAAACAAGCGCCGCUUAGGGAAAACGCACGUGGGCCCGGCGAUGGAUGUGGAAAACGGCGAGGGGCAGGUGCAGGUGCACCUCAAAACCAAACAGGAACAUUAUGCGGUACCGGAUGUGCCGUACGCCAUCGAUGGAACCGUUGCCACCGUUGAACUAAACACAUUUGUCAACGCGUUGCUUCAGCAAAAGGAUGGCGUCGUCGUGGACUUCGACUUCUUGGUUUUCGACGAGUACCUGCGCGGCCGGCUAUGCGAUCACUUGCGGGAGAAGGCCAUCAGCUUCGAGGAUGCCAUUGAGAUCGAGUAUGUGGAGCGUUUUCCGGCGCCAGAGCCACAGGAUUGCCUGCUCCACGACGACUGGGUGUCGGCUGUGAAGGCUAGCGGCAAGUGGAUCCUCAGCGGAUGCUACGAUAACACACUGAAUAUCUGGACCAACAAGGGAAAGCACAUCCUCACCAUUCCCGGCCACACGGCGCCCAUUAAGGCAGUGGACUGGAUAUCGCUGGACGAGGAGAACGGUCGCUUUGUGUCCACCUCUCAGGAUCAGACGGCCAUGCUGUGGCAAUGGAACGUGGCCGCCAAUUCGGUCGAGUGCGUGUCCGUAUGCAAGGGUCACGAGCGUGGCGUCGACAGUGUGAGCGUGAGUCCUGAUGGCCAGCGAUUCGCCACAGGCUCCUGGGACACCAUGCUUAAGGUGUGGUCCGCCGAGCUGGAAGACUCCGCCGAGGGCACGUCCAAGCGGAUGAAGGAGAGCGGUGUGAGGACGCCAAAAAUGACUCUGCAGGGACAUCGAGAGAGCAUCUCAGCCGUCCAGUGGAUGGAUGCCUCUACGCUGCUCACCGGUAGCUGGGAUCACACACUGAAGGUCUGGGACCUGAGCCUCGAGGGCAUCAAGACCGAGAUAUCCACCAACAAGUCCAUCUUCGAUGCCAGCUACUCCAAGCUGAAUCGCCUGAUAUUGACGGCCUCCGCGGACAAGAAUCUGAGGCUCUACGAUGCCAGAACGAACCAGGGAUCUGUGGUACGCAACACUUACCUCGGACACAAUGCCUGGGUGCAGACCGUCAUGUGGUCCACCACGGAGGAGUUCCUCUUUGUCUCUGGCGCCUACGACAACCAGAAUAAGCUGUGGGAUUGCAGAAGUCCCAAGGCUCCGCUCUACGAUUUGCUGGGCCAUGGCGAAAAGGUCCUUGACAUUGACUGGUCCAACCCGAAGUACAUCAUCUCUGGCGGCGCCGACAACUCGGUGCGCGUUUUCAAGUCGCGCAAGGCGGUAUCGGAGGACGUGGAAAUCAAGUAAACCUAUUUUUUUUUAGAAAAAAUGAAAAUACGAGAUAAGUUUCA
This is a messenger RNA of Drosophila serrata, 1668 nucleotides long. RefSeq names its product ribosome biogenesis protein WDR12 homolog. Gene Ontology annotation, molecular function: protein binding. NCBI's taxonomy places the organism in Eukaryota, Metazoa, Arthropoda, Insecta, Diptera, Drosophilidae. Gene Ontology annotation, biological process: ribosome biogenesis. The record is from RefSeq and is a predicted model, not a curated record.